This is a messenger RNA of Seriola aureovittata, 7605 nucleotides long. RefSeq names its product zinc finger protein 135. Lineage: Eukaryota; Metazoa; Chordata; Actinopteri; Carangiformes; Carangidae. Bases 5457 to 7097 code for a protein of 546 amino acids. Gene Ontology annotation, molecular function: RNA polymerase II cis-regulatory region sequence-specific DNA binding; DNA-binding transcription activator activity, RNA polymerase II-specific. Gene Ontology annotation, cellular component: nucleus. The record is from RefSeq and is a predicted model, not a curated record. Gene Ontology annotation, biological process: regulation of transcription by RNA polymerase II. The transcript has 3 exons.
ACAAACCUGGCGCUGUCCUGGACGGCACGGGUUAACUGCGCCUGCGCUAUGUAGACCGACAGUGUCGCUCCGCGCCUACUGCAGCUGCAGCUCUUGGUGCUCUUCCUCCUGGCACAGCAUCACGUUUGUACACCACAAAGCUGUGCUGAGCCCUGUUUCCCUCGAGAGUUUCUGCUUCUGCAUGGACAGAUGCGUGCCCAGCCAUUUUUCCUCCUCCCGCUCAGCCAUUGUGGCUCCUCUGCGAAGGACAUCGUUCAGGCUCCUGUGGCUGGAAACUGCCUUGCUUGACCACAACAACUGGAUUGCCUUGUACAUGUGGUUCCCAUGAUGCUGGGGUUACAGGGAAAUACUUCAUCCUCCAAAGUGUAUCGUUGUGUGGCUUGUUCAGCCACCUUCACUGGACUGGCCUCCUUGCUAGUACAUCAGGCGACCCAUGCAAGUGCACUCUCCAAGGGUUCUACUCCCACUCCACAGCCUAACAUCAGCCCACAUGAAACACUGUUUGCAAGUAUGGACCCAUCCAGUGAGCACCCCUGUCCACCAACACUUUUGCCUGAGAGCCCUUCGCCUUCUUUUUAUAUUUGUGAUUGUGGAGAGGAAUUUCAGGACUUCAGUCUUAUGCUGGAACACAAGCGUUCACAUAUAUCUCCAAUUCAGCUACUGCAGCCUCUAGAUAACAAUAUUGUUCUCUCAAGUGGAAAGGGAUGUGAUCAAGCUUUUCCCACCCAGCAUGUAUCAUUUAAUCCAACUGUAACCCAGCCAGGUUUGGUCCUUACUUGCCCCUCUACCUCAAGGUCCCCACCUGUCGACCUGCCAACAUUAACAGAUCAUAAAACCAAUGUAAACCUAGGGGAUGGCAUUGCCUUUGCAACCACUUCUCAAGGGCAAUGUACACCCCCCCAGGAUAACAGUGAAAAACAACGUAACAACAUGUUGUCCACAGCAGAGCAAAUACCAGAGACUGUAGAGGACAUGCAUUUCCAGGACAAAACUAAUUCUGUUUUCAGCAUUGAAAAGAAUGACUCUAUGCCCAAAAACAACUCCCUAAUGAAGUUGCUGGCAUCAGCGUACAUGAAGCGCUUUUCACCUAUUCAGUCUCAGAAUCAAAACAAUAACACAGUUACCCCCAAACAAGAAGUUGUCCCUGUUAAUAUAACUUCAGUAGCAAAAACUGAGGUUUCCCCGAUCAACGACCUCUCUAUUGCACAGUUGAGGCGACUGCUUGCAAAACCUGGUAUAAAGACAAAAGGUCCAUCUAUUGGCAGAAUUCUUGAGUGCAGUAAGAAAAGAGUUGUCUCUUUGACCAAGACUUUCUCCCCUGUUGUGGUUCUUGAAACCCGUCAAAAGCUCAUGGAUCCAAUGGGUAAUGGUACGUAUGGGACAUAUCAAUGUGGCCGCUGUCGUAGGGUCUUUGAAAACUUGGACAAACUAACAGAGCAUCAUUUCUUGCACAAAAAAGAAAGGAUUAAAUGUUGUCGUCGCUGCAAACAGCUGAUCAUUGGGCGGCUACCUUUACGUGACAAUCACGUAUGCCCUCAGUUAGGAAACAAGAGCGUACAGCCAUCAGGUUCGUUUAAGAACAAGUUACCAUUUUCCCAAAAAAUAAUGGCAUUCCAUAGGCUCAACAACACGAAAAAGGUCUUCUUUUGUCCAUUGUGCAAGCACAGCUACGCACGGAGGUGGAACCUUAAAAUGCACAAGUGUCAGGGCACAGGCUCAGCCCUCUCUCAGCAAGCCAGUCCCCCCAUUCAGAAAAUGAUCGUAUUGAGAUCAAAUAGCACAGCUAAAACAGACACAGAUGUUAUAGCUGAAUCUCAAUUUUCUAAGAGUAUUGGUGUAGGAACUGAAGUAACUGGUCGUAUCAAGGUGGAAGUGACCUCUUCGAACUCAGACCAGUCUGCAGUUUCACAGUUGGCCUGGACUAAUCCAGCAAAAAGUUUUUCACCAUUCUACCCCAAACCUUCAAUGAUGGAGCAGCACAAGGAUGCCUCUCUGAGUGGAAUUUCACUCCAGCAAGGAGAGGAAAACAGCUGGGAUUCAACACCUGUUAAUGAUGAAGAUAAAAAUGAAGGGCAGUGGACAAUGCCCUUGGAUGAUGAAAUGGAGGUGCUGAGUUCUGCAGAGAAGGCCGGUGAUGACAGAGAGGUGAAGACAUCUGUGUCAGUUGGACAUGUGGAGGCGACACCCGCUAGCUUGCGCUACUUUGUCAGAGAUGGUGUAAAACGUUACCCUUGCAACAGGUGUCAGAAAACCUAUAGUCGGGCAUCUACUUUGAGGCGUCAUCUCCGACUAUGUGGGUUUAGGCCACGUUCACUUGGGACUGUAACACAGAGUGGUAGUCAUGGUGCCAUUCAACUGAAUGCAAAUAGCAUGAAACCAAUGUUUGCUUGUUUUGUCUGUGGGAAGACGUUUAAUCGCAAAGAUAACAUGAUGGUUCACAGUAAAAAAUGUCAGUUGCAACGAACAAUGGCAGAUGUAGAUAGAGGGACUGGACAGCAGAGUUUGUCAGGCAAUACAACAGAUUGUCAAACCAAGGAGGACGAUGGAGGCAACUGGGGCAUCAUGUCACUGCCCUCUGUACUUCCAAGGAGGGUGACGUGUGAGUGUGGGGUUGGAUUUACAUCUCCAAGGCUUCUCCUGGAGCAUCUGCAGAAACAUGCUCAGGAAUCCUACACAUGUCCGACUUGUGGAGAGACUGUUAAUUCUUGGGCAGACUAUGAAGUUCAUCUGCAGAUUCAUAUGCAUCCUCAUCACCAGCUGCUGAAGGGACUGCAACCACAACGAUCACAACCUCUAUUACUUCGAUUUCAGCAACAACCAGCUCAGCAGCAGCAGCAGCCGCCCCAGUCAGUGCAUCAGCCUCCACAGAAACAACCACGGCCAGAGCAGUUUCCAAAUCCCACAAAAAAGCAGCAGCGGAUUGUAUGCACACGGUGUGGCAACACUUUUGCCACCCGCUGUUCCCUUCGAAGGCAUAUAUCUUGGAAUCGAUGCAAAGGUGGACGGGUUACAAAUCUACAGACAAAUCCACUGAAAACCUACCACUGUUCUCACUGCAACUCUGACUUCCCAAACACAAUCAGUCUUACAUUUCACCAGAGGAGUGGUGCUUGCAAGCCUGCCAUUAAGCCUGUGCGUUGCCCUGUUUGUCUUCGCUGGUUUAGCACUGUCGACGGUCUGCAGAAACACCUGCUUACACACAAACAGUCUGAAUCAUAUCGUUGUGAUGUCUGUCAGGGAACAUACCCAAACCUUAAAUCACUCAAAAACCACUGCAGGAGGAUUCAUCGCAUCAUGGCUGGAGACAUUAAGCCACAAACACAAGAACAGCUGACUUCUCAAUGAAACUAAAAAAUGUGUAACAUGGGGGUGGUGCAUUAAGAACACAGCGCAUCUUGUUAUAGUUUGUUCCUUCCUUAUUUGCCAGUUGAACUUUACCUGUUUUUUACUUUCAAGAAAACAUUGUACAGCUGCAUAAGGUGGUGUUUUUUAAGCAACUCUUAGGAGUGUGUCAUAGUUGCUUGCCACUGUAAAUCAAAAGCUUUGAUAUAGUAUACAUUUUAGCUCUGUCAAGUUAAUGCCUAUAUUACAUAACGCCAUUAGCCUGUAAAUGUUUGACUAUUUGGUAACCAAACUUUGAUCACAAAGGUUGUGAUAUAGCUCGUUGUUGUUCCUGGUGUUAUUAAACUGCUAUGUGAAACAUGUACAUUACAUCUUUUUGUGUGAUAUGAGAUCUUAUAUCUUCCUUAAAGUCUUUGAGGCAAAAGUGCAGGAUUAACACAAGAAAGGGUUUGUUUUUUAAUACCAUGUGUACAGAGCUAUGUUUUAACAUGAAAAUUAUGAGUGGUAUCACAAUGACCAUGGUUUAUAUUUCUCCAAUUUAGGAGAAUAACUGCAGUUAAUAAAGCCUAGAAGUGAUAAUUUUACAACUAUCCAUAUCCUAUUGUCCAACCCUUCAGAUGGCUUCUAGUUUUUUAGGUAUUUAGGCAGAUGUAACAUCUUUAUUACUAUGUAAUUUUCUGUGUGCACAAGAUUUUGUGUAGUUAUUAUUUACAGAUGGAUGUAAUUUAGAACUACUUCACAACUCCAGUGUUCAUUUUAGAAUUAAUUUGACAUAUUUCUAAGUUGUGAAUGGGGCUUGAGCAAAAUGAUUAAUGAAAUCAAGACUGGAUUACUAAGCAAACAGGUGCUGCAAAACUUUGGGGGUCCCAAAGACUCCAACAUUACCUUGUCAAGUGAUUUUUGCUAUUUUAUUGAAAAUUUGGAAUAAUGCACCACUAAAGCAAAUCAACUGAUAGGAUAAGGGCCUUAAAGUGGUUCCUGUUUAGUUAUUUAGUUACUAAGGCUGUGUCUUAAAGCAAGUUCAUGUGUCAAAACCCAGUUUUAAGAGCUACUUUAUCUCAUUUUUGUGCUUGCAUGUUGCAUAUUUACCCAAAUUGAUGUAUUAAAUCAAAUGACCACGGCCAGUCAGUAUUCCUGCAUAGUAAAACUGUACAAGUUGCAUGGAGAGUAUGAGGAACAGGGCUUAAUUGCAGCCCCUAGCAGGUUAAUCAAGCCAUGGUCUUUUAUAACAUUUGUUGCCACACAAGUCUGUCAUAAAUGCAAAUUAACAGUAAAUAUCCAAGGGGACCUAACAUUACUUCAAAGUCGGAUCUUAAGGAAACCUGAAGCAAAAAAUUUUUUAUUUUAUUUUUUUUAUAAACCUUAGCGCUGUUGACUGAUUUAUACAUUCACUGUAAUAGCAUCCCCUAUUUAUUGAAUCUAAAGAUUAAAUAAAAAUUUUGUACAAUCAGUUUGUCAUACUGUCAAAUAAAAAAUAAUAGUCAUGUCAAUUUGAUCAAGGACUAGAUAUAUAGUGCCAAAAUGUAAAAUGUGCACCUAGAGGUGCUCUGAAACAUCUGUGUUUCCAUGGCAACCGAGGCAAUUGUCAAUCUGCUGAUGAGGACUGUGUUGAAAGCUUAAACAAGCACGACUAAAUGGAGCUUGAGUUGAGAACUGUCUGUUUUCAUGUUCAAGAUUGAAGUGUCAGCUUUGUGUCGAGACUAAAAUUCACCCACUGUAAUAACAUUAAAAGUGAACCAGGACCUCCACUCGAUAGGUGUCAGUAUGACGACGCAAGCCCUGACGUAUCGCCGUAGAAAUGCGCCAUCCGCAGAAGAAGAGGGAGGUUUUUUUUUCGCUUUGGUGUGGCUAGUAGGCUAACUGCUACCUACUCGUUAAAUGCCGGCAAUUUGGCCCGAUUCUGAAUGUAUCACAAAGAGACAAUCGACCAGUUGUUUGCGGUUUAAUAGGAGGACAUGUCAGAAUAUUGAUACGGCGCUACUUUGAUUUCAUGUGAAAGUAAGCUAACGUUAUUGUCUAUGAGCUAAUUGAGGCUAACGUUAGCAUGAUAGGCUUUUAGCAUAGCAAGCAGGAAGGGUUCUUUGGAGGGCUCUGCAUCAUCAGUGAACACAUCCAUGCCUAGCCUGAUCAUGGAGGGAGGACAGCAAAAACUGCAAAAUGUCCUGGAGGAUGGAUUAAGCACAGAAUUGAUAAAUGCUGGCCGGUUUUGCUUCAGCUGUGAGCAAAUAUUUUCAGAUCGAAGAAGCCUGGAGGAACAUGUAUGUUCUGCUGCAAGUUACAUCUGCUCCUGUGGAACUGAGUUUACCCAGUACAGUGACAUGUUGGAGCACAGCACGACACAUGAGCCUGGGCACCAAGUGCUUGAUCACGAAACAAUAAAGAAGCGCAGAAUUGAGAAGCGCAUAGAGGAGGAGGAGAAGCUAAAAAGAUUACAGACAGGUGAGGUUGUCUGGAAGGCACCUAAAAUGAACAAUGUGGCAUCAAUUUCUAUGCCAGUAAAUCCUAUGCUGCAGCGACCCAUUUCAUCAGGUCCUUUGCCAGUUCCCAUGCAAUCUUCAAAGAUUUCACAAGUGCCUGAGUUGUACCCCGCUGUGUCACAAGCAUCAUUCCUCUCAAAUCCUGCCACCUCUACAACAGACAUGCAGAAUAUUUUUGCAGGUGUAGGUGCACCAACAGUGGAUCUUUGGACACUUUACCAGCCAGUCGUGGUGAUAAAUACGGUGCGCAAGUUUAACAAGAAAAAGCCAUACACUUGUGGUAAAUGUGGGCAGUGUUUUGUGACAAAGACCUCUCUCAUCUCCCACCACAGCUCUCAUGUCACAGACAAAGUUUCUGGCUGUAUAGGAUGUGGGCUGCUGCUCUCCAGCAAGAAGGUAGUGCCUCGCUUCCAUGUUUGUAACUCACCCAACACUGCUACCAAAUUCAGACUCAUUACUGCAAAACCUCUGAAUUUCGGUAAGCCAAACAAAGCCAGCACACAUAGGAGUCAGAACCCGAGUGCUCAGGAACCUCAGGUCCCUUCCUCUAUACAGCUAAAAAGGCAGAAUCCCAGUGUAACCAGUAAAGGCAUACGGACAUCAUGUGUCACUUCCAUCCUGCAAUUGAAAAAUCAGAAUAUCAGAUCAUACAGUAAAAGCACUCAGGGGUUUCGUGUCACUCCACUCCUGCAGACAUACAGUCGAAAUCCCAGCACAUCCAAGCCUUAUACCAAUGUCUCCCUUCUAUCAAAGAAUCAGAGUCCACAUCUGAGUGCAUCCACCAAGUCAAGUGGUAGGGGGCUUUCUUUCAUUCCCUCCUUGCAGAUGAAGUCACCCACAAACUCUGCAUCAGGCGUAUUGAGCAAACCCAUGCAGAUAUCCUCUGCAAAAAAUGGGUUCACAUGUCGAGUCUGUCAAAUUCCUUUUGAAACUGCUCAGCUCCUUCAGAGGCACAAGUGUAUCAAAGCACAGGAAUUCAUGGCACAGCAAGUGCGAGGUGGCAAACAGCAUUUCAGACUAAAGAGGGUGACACCAUUGGUAAGCCCAGUUCCUGUUCAGAUGAAUGGUGACUUAAAACUGGAGGUUCCAUUGGCUGGUAACAUAAAGAAAAACCAGGUUGUGGCUGUAAGUCUGGACAGAGGUCAAGGUGCAGAUCCUGUGAAUGGGAAACCAGGAGUGAAAAUGGACGAUGAUGAUUGUUACAUCGUUGAAAGCGGACCAGACAAACCUGCUGAGAUGAUUUACCAAGUAACUUCAUCUGUUCCUAUUAUAACUUGACAAAACCAGAGAGCCACUUCCAGUUUGCAUGUGACAUUUUAUGUUAAUUACGGACCAAGUGCAUAAAGAUUGCAGUCACCCGGUUGAACCGCAUCCACUGAUUUCAUCACACAGGAACACAAUGUUCCAAACUACUUUAAAAGACUUAUACGUGUGGGAUAUAUAGUGACAACUAACAUGCAUCUUAUUUCAACUGGAUUCUCACCAGUACAGUAAACGGCCCAUAUUGACUGUUGACACAAAUCUAAAGUUGUUGCCCCUGCAAUGGUUAUAGAAGAUGUAAAUCGAUAAUGUUCAUUAUCAAAAUGUAUGUUCAUGGCUUACUUAUGUAUGAUGGGGUAACCAGGUACUGCAUUAAAAACCUUUUUUGUUUUUUAAAUAUGUUUUAGUAUGAUCAGAAUGUGUUGUGAGGCUGUGGAGCUGACCACGGUACCAUGUGUGUUCUUACCAGUUUUAGCAGACUUCAAGAAUACAGUAUAUGUUGUAUUAAACUAUAUUUUCAAACUCA